CCCUGCACUGCAAACCCGCCUAGAAGUUUGUUAAUUUCCUGAGGAUGUGUCUGUUCUUAGUUCAUCUUGUGAACUCCUUCUGUGCUGAGUCAGUCAAACACCAACAGUGGAGAUUCAGGAAUGGCUUUUGAAUUGUGAAAGAAAUGGGUCGCUGUACAAUAAGGCUACUGUUUGUGGCGUGUACACACUUAGGUAGCUUUGCCUUUAUCUCAGGUGUGGAGAAUUGGACAUUUCUGCAGGAAGGCACUUCAUCACCUCUGUCACAAGAUGAAGAAUUGAAAUGUUUUACUCGGAUGUUAGAUGAUCUGACCUGUUUCUGGGAUGACAACGAGGAAACAAAUGACACUUACACGUUCUACUUUAGCACUGAACAAAGAAUGCAGCAGCAAUGUCACACAACCUCGUACAGGGUCCUCCAGAGUACAAUGCGACAUGUUUGUGCUAUCCCGGUAGAGGAUAUUGUGCUCUUUCAGCCACUUAACAUUGAAGUAAUUGAAUCAUUUUCCAAUGUAUCGAAAAUCAGUCAAUAUGUAUCUAUUGAAUCAGUAGUUCUCCUGGAUCCACCUUCCAACAUCUCAGUUCAUUUAAAUGGCAAUCCACACGAACUCCGCAUUGGCUGGGUCCCACCAAGAAAUCCCGACAUCAAUGAAUUUCUAAUAUAUGAGAUUAGCUACUGGAAGGACAAAUCCAGCCCUGCUUCAGCAAAGAGUGUGACUGUCGGUAUCAAACAGCAUCAUGAUCUUCGAGAUCUAAAGGCUGGAAUUAGGUACAUGGUACGCCUACGCACCAAACCUGAUGGCAUUUCAUUUGAUGGCUUCUGGAGUGCUUGGUCCGAUACAGCAUCAGCUGUAACUCCCUUUUCCUCAGAUGAGAUAAAUCUUCGCUGUUCAAGCCCUGACCUCCAAUUUAUAACCUGCCAGUGGAAAGUGAACAAAACGGAGGCCGGCACUCAGUAUCGUCUCUACUAUCAAACAAGGCAGGUGGAGUGGAAAAUAUGCAGUAACCAAAGAAAUACAACUGCUGGCGAUGAUAUCACCUACCAUUGUACAAUUGCAACAUCAGAAGUUAAUAAGACUGUUGUUAUAAUCAACGCAUCCUAUCCACAUCACAUACAGACAUUUUAUAAAAAACCUUUCAGGACUGAAAAUAUUGUCCGUCCUGAUCCCCCGAGAAUUGUGAAGAUUGAUAUCAGCACCACCGGUGGGAAUCUACGUCUCUUUUGGGAACCACCAAUUAAGAAGUUGCAGAAUCAAAUGGUUUAUCAGAUCAGAUAUUCUGAGGAAAAUGGCACAGGAUGGAAGACACUACAUAUCCAAAAGCCAUUGCACAGCGAGCUGUUGGAUCUACCCCAUGGCAAAACCUAUUAUAUGCAACUCAGAGCCAAACCCAAUGGACUCAUUUACAGAGGAUACUGGAGUAGUUGGUCGGACAUUUUCACCGCAACCAUUCCAGGCUCGAUUGGUCCAAUGGCAGUCACUCUUGUUGUAGGUGCGGCGCUUCUGUUGGCAAUCGCACUUUUCGUGUCCCAUCUCCUCUUUCCUAAUAUAUACAGUAAUAUGAAGAAAAUACUGUGGCCACAGAUUCCAAACCUGGAAAAGCUCCUGGAAGCAUAUCUCACUGAUUUCCAGAAGUACCCCCAAGUAAGAUGCCUUCGCAACCCACCUUUUACAAACCUGUUGAUGAUGAGCCUCUCCCUUCGAUUGUGGAAAUCAUUUCCGAAAGAAUUGGGAAUGAUGGCAAGAAAUACGUGGAAAAGCAAGAGGACACUUGCCCGAACCGUCGUUCCAGUGAAUCCUCCAUCACCAAGCUGCCGGGAGGGGAGUCUGAUGGUGAAGCUGAACGAUCCAACCACAGCAAUCAGAACUAUAUACUUUUGGAUCUGCAAGACUCAUCGUCUCUUCCUCAGGAAGACACAAGUUUUCACAAGAAGGACAAAACCAGUUCACCUCCUGACUCUCAGUCACAAUGGUGCUCUCCUGACCCCGACACAAAGAGUCCUAAAGGACAAGUCAGCUGGAAUAAGCAGCUCUCUUCAUUGCAACCAGUUAAUGCCACCGGCCUCAAGCAACAUCAGCCAGCACCAUUGGUCAGCUACGAUGAGGUGCUCCAGCUCUUGGCCCGCUUGCAUUUCCCAGUGCCGUUUGAUUAUCGAUCAAUGAAUGCCACAGACAUUUCAAAUCAUUCGUACCUCCUGCUUUCCGAUUUGGAACCAAAUAUCUUCACCCAACAGUAUCCUCUGAUCAAAGACUAAACGUAUCCAGUAGCAGGAAAGCAAUAUAAUGAAGCAUCGGUGGUGAAAACCGUCAGAUAACGCACAUUUCUCUUUCUUCCUUGUUUUCUGUUUCAAUAGAAUUCCCAUUUUGUUCCCACAAUGUUGUAUCAAGCACUGCUCAUUUACAGAUGUCACUAUAAGAACCAUUAUUCACUAUAACAGGAUUCACAAUGGCAGUUUAGCAAUCUGGGCAGGAAGUACCAAUGUAACAUUUAUGAAUGAUUUUAGUUCCAUGAUUAAUAUUUAUGUAACACAUUUCACUGAUAUAUAUUAUAAACACUGCAGUGGAUUCAGUAGUUAAUGUAUUGUUAUUGUGCAGCUGUGUGAUGAACUGAUUUGAAGCAAUAUUAAUCAUGUAAAUAUUAUUUUGUCUUCUAUGCUGGAAUUAUUUUGAAAAAAAAAGAAUGUACAUUUCUGUGAGUGUUUUGCCUCAGGCUCUAUAUUAUGCCAGUGUGGAAUUUCCCAAUUGAAUAAAGCAUUAACAAAAUGUUAUCUUAGUAAAAAAU
Messenger RNA from Amblyraja radiata (thorny skate), 2778 nucleotides. RefSeq names its product MPL proto-oncogene, thrombopoietin receptor (gene mpl). The transcript is spliced from 12 exons. Gene Ontology annotation, biological process: cytokine-mediated signaling pathway. Lineage: Eukaryota; Metazoa; Chordata; Chondrichthyes; Rajiformes; Rajidae. Gene Ontology annotation, cellular component: external side of plasma membrane. Gene Ontology annotation, molecular function: cytokine receptor activity; protein binding. Bases 144 to 2159 code for a protein of 671 amino acids. The record is from RefSeq and is a predicted model, not a curated record.